AUGUCUAGUUUUAAAAGAGAAUCAGAUUUUUAUUAUAAAAGUCCAGGGAGAUUAACUCAUCCAAAAAAGAAUAACGAGUCUUCGCUUAGCAUAAUUUAGCCUGAAAUGAAUAAUAACAGUAACUUUGAUCAUACAUUACUACUCGAAAAGUGGAAGGACUACUUUUAAGAUGACUGCAAAACAUUUUAUGAUAACGAUCCAAGACAUGUGAUGUUGCUUUCAUUUUUUGAAUGUUAUAGAUUGUAUUAAUAAUUUAAAGAUAUUAUAGAAUGGACUAACUUAAAAAGAAAUGAUUUAUCAGAAGCCUAUGUUGAUUUUAUAAAACUAAAGAAUUUCGAUGAUGAAACUUGUAAGGAAGCUGAAUUAUUUAAAUAAGAAAUAGAAAAGGAUGUUAAUGAUACUAUAAAUUCUCUUAGCUUGGCUUUGGAUUGCGUAAGAGUUCAUCUGUUAGGCUAAAAAAGAAAGAAAGUGAUAGUUCGCUUAUACAAUUAUGAUUAAUCAGUUUAGCUGAGAGAUAUUAAAGCUAAUAUAAUUAAUAAAUAUCUUUAAGUAAAGGGUGUUGUUUUGAAGACUUCUCCUGUUUAAGUUAUGAUUAACGAAAUGACUUUUUAGUGUCUUGAUUGCAAAUAAAACUAAGUCAUUAAAUUUCUUUAUGGCAUUUAUUCCUAACCUACAAAAUGCCUGAAUACAAAAUGCAAGGGAACUAAAUUUAAUCCAGAUAAAACUAGAGCAAAAGCCAGCUUGUAUCAAAGAAUCAAGCUUUAAGAAAUAGAAGAAGAUGACAAAGGAAGUGGAAGAGUUCCUCGUACUUUAGAAUGUGAACUAAGAGAUAAUCUUGUUAAUACUACAAUUAAUGGAGAUAUUGUUACUGUUUCUGGAUUAUUAAGAACUGAAGCUGCAGAUUUAAGCUAAUAAGGCAAAAAAACAAUUGGUCUGCAAUCUAAUGUUAUGGAUGUAAACUGUUUGACUAAUUCUAAAAAUGAAAAUAAACUUUUAAACGAAGAUGAAGAAGAAUUCUCUGAAGAAGAUAUAAUUAUGGCUUAGACUUUGAGUGAUGAUCCACGUGUAUUCCCAAGACUUGUUAAAUCUGUUUGUCCUACAAUCUUUGGGCAUGAGCUAGUAAAGGCAGGACUUUUGCUUUCUAUUCUAGGUGGAGCUCCAGUUAAUGAGCUUUAAGGUAUUUCUAAUCCAUUUGCUGAUGACAAUAAAAUUUCAUUUAGAAGCGACUGUCAUGUUCUUUUAAUUGGUGAUCCUGGUUUAGGUAAAUCUUAGUUAUUGAAAUUUUUAGCCAAUAUCACUACUAGAUCAAUAUAUACAUGUGGAAGCAGCUCUUCUAACGCUGGUUUGACUGUUACAGUUACAAAAGAUCCAGUUACUGGUGAAAGUACGCUCGAAGCUGGUGCUCUUAUUUUGAGUGAUUAAGGUGUUUGUUGUAUUGAUGAAUUUGAUAAAAUGUCUGCUGAUCAUUAUGUCUUGUUAGAAGCUAUGGAACAAUAAACAGUUUCUCUAGCUAAAAGUGGUGUCCUUUGCUCACUUUAAUCAAGAGCAACUAUUAUAGCUUCAGCUAAUCCAAAAGAAGGACAUUAUAAUAAAUCAAAAUAAAUCAAGGAUAAUAUUAAAAUUAAUAACGCAAUUCUAUCUAGAUUUGAUUUAAUUUUCCUUCUAUUAGAUACUCCUGAUCCAAUGAGAGAUUAAAAAUUAUCAGAACAUAUUAUGAAACUGCAUUCAAGAAAAAGAAAGAAAGAUGAAAUGGGAUAGUUUGUUUAGAAAUAGCCUUAAUACAUGCAAGAUACUGAAUACAGUUCUUUGACAGAAAAAUUAUAAGCUGAGUGUGCAGAAGUUACUGAAAAUCUAAUUCUCUCUCCUGCUAUAAUGAGAAAAUAUAUUUAGUAUGUGAAGAAAUUUGUUCAGCCAGUACUUAGUAGAGAAGCUGCUGAAAUUAUAAAGGAAUUUUAUUUAACUUUGAGAGAAUCACAUUUUAAUACUUCAUCUAUUCCAAUUACAAACAGACAACUUGAGUCUCUAGUAAGACUUUCAUAAGCCCGUGCAAAAAUAGAAUGCAGAGAUAUAGUGACGAAAAAGGAUGCUCUUGAAGUUGUUGAGCUGAUGUAAGAAAGUUUAUUUGAUUCUCUUGAAGAUCUAAACUACGCUCGUGGAGCAGGUGGCACUUCUUUAUAAGUUAAUAAGGGUUUGAAAAAUAUAAACCCAAACAAUAUAGGAAGUCUUAGUGUGAUGAAAUAAACAAAGGUCUUCUUAGAAAGAUUAUAAUAAGAAGCAUCAAUUAAAGGUUCAUAUUAAUUCUCCUAUAACGAUUUAACAACUAUAGCAAAGAGCAUUAACAUGAAUGUUGGAGAUUUCAGUGAGUUUAUUUCAAAGCUUAAUCAUUAAUCUAUGCUUAUUUUUAGAGGUAACAAAAACUAUGAAUUGGCAGCAAAAAGAAAUUACUGA
Messenger RNA from Tetrahymena thermophila SB210, 2448 nucleotides. Its product is annotated as DNA replication licensing factor MCM8, putative. Gene Ontology annotation, cellular component: nucleus; MCM complex. The record is from RefSeq and is a predicted model, not a curated record. Gene Ontology annotation, molecular function: single-stranded DNA helicase activity; single-stranded DNA binding; ATP binding. The transcript is spliced from 9 exons. Lineage: Eukaryota; Ciliophora; Oligohymenophorea; Hymenostomatida; Tetrahymenidae. Gene Ontology annotation, biological process: DNA replication.